GAAGCGGCUCCGGCUCCGGCUCCUCUCACAGACCGCCUCUUGUUUUGAGUGUUGGAGGCGGCGGACCGGUCCGACAGGUUUGUUCGGGCCAGCGCGUCUGAGGAAGCCAAGGGAGGGCGGUGUGAAACAGGGCGGGGAGACGCGGAGGAGCAGGAAGAAGAGCUGCUGCUCGGAACAAAUAUGGUUCGGUGACAAUACGAUACUAAACACCGAGUGAGAAACCCAUUCAGAGCUUUAUCAGAACUUCUGCAGGUCACCGGGAAUGGGUUAUUCCACAGUUGAGGAGCAACAGUAGAGAAGGUGCUGUACCCUCUGAGCUUCCUCCUACAUCCUGGUACCUGCAGAAGCUGCUGCCCAGCCGACCUGUGCGACCGAGAACGGGAAACCAAAGGUGCCAAGAUGAGUCGGCGGCGUGCAGACUCGCAGAGCUCCCUGGGGCCGAAUGAUGAGGUGAUGCCAUACAGUGACGAUGAGACGGACGACGAACUGGACGAGACCUCUGAAAGUGAGGCAGAGGAGCCACAGGAACCCGCCCAUCCUCGGGAAGAGACGAGACCCCCUGAAAUUGGCUGGAAGGUGAAAGCCAAUGACAGAGCGUACCACCAGCUGCCGGAGUUUAAAAAGAAAGUCUUCCUGUGCAUAAAGAAGAGCCGAUACUCUGGAAAUGCCAUCAAAACAUACAAGUACAACGCCUUGACCUUUCUUCCCUUGAACUUAUACGAGCAAUUUAAGAGAGUGGCCAACAUCUACUUCCUGGCUCUGCUCAUCUUACAGAUUAUUCCAGACAUUGCUACUCUUCCCUGGUACACUACACUGAUUCCUCUGGUUAUUGUAUUAGGAAUCACUGCUAUCAAAGACCUUGUUGAUGAUCUGGCACGCCACAGGAUGGACAAGGAAGUCAAUAACAGGAAGUGUGAGGUUUUGCUAGACGGCAGGUUUAAAGAAUCGAAGUGGAUGGACAUCCACGUUGGAGAUGUAGUUCGCCUCAAGAAAAAUGACUUUAUUCCGGCCGACAUCCUGUUAUUAUCCAGCUCCAACCCAAACAGCUUGUGUUAUGUAGAGACAGCCGAGCUUGAUGGAGAGACCAACCUGAAAUUUAAGAUGGGCCUCAGACAGACAGAUGAGGGAUUGCAGGAGGAACAAGAGCUAGCACAGUUCAACGCUCUGAUUGAAUGUGAGGAACCAAACAACCGUCUGGACAAGUUCACCGGGACGAUGUUGUGGAACAGCGAGCGUUAUCCUCUGGAAAUGGACAACAUUCUGCUGCGAGGCUGCACAAUCAGAAACACCAAUUAUUGUCACGGGCUGGUGAUCUUUGCAGGAGCUGACACCAAAAUCAUGAGGAAUGGUGGAAAAACGAGGUUCAAGAGGACCAAAAUUGAUGAGCUGAUGAACUACAUGGUUUACACGAUCUUUGUUCUGCUCAUUCUAGUAUCAGCUGGUCUGGCCAUUGGUCACACCUUCUGGUACGAGGACAUCGGUUCCAAGGCCUGGUAUCUGUUUGACGGCAAAAGCCAAACCUCCUCCUACAGAGGUUUCCUCAGCUUCUGGGGUUACAUCAUUGUCCUCAACACCAUGGUGCCUAUUUCACUCUAUGUGAGUGUGGAGGUGAUUCGUUUGGGCCAGAGUAAAUUCAUCAACUGGGACCUGCAGAUGUAUUAUUCAGAGAAAGACACACCAGCUAAGGCCCGAACGACGACCCUGAACGAACAGCUCGGGCAGAUCCAGUAUAUCUUCUCUGACAAGACUGGAACUUUGACGCAGAACAUCAUGCAGUUCAAGAAGUGUUCCAUUGCAGGGCGGCGUUACGGUGAUCCAACCACUGCUGAAGGAACAUUGCUGGACAAAAUAAAGCCGGUGGACUGGAGCUGGAACCGCCAGGCUGACAAGAAGUUUGACUUUGUGGACCACUCUCUGGUUGCCAACAUCCAAUCCAAGAAGGACAAAGACGUUCUGGAGUUUUUCAAACUUCUCUCGCUCUGCCACACAGUCAUGGCGGAGAACAACAACGGCGAGCUGGUGUAUCAGGCUGCGUCUCCUGAUGAGGGCGCUCUGGUGACGGCAGCAAGGAAUUUUGGCUUUGUUUUUCUGUCCCGUACCCAGGACACGGUCACCAUCUUGGAAAUGGGGGAUGAGAAGACCUACGAGAUGCUGGGGCUGCUCGACUUUAAUUCUGAUCGCAAGCGCAUGUCCAUCAUCUUGAAGUUUCCUGAUGGCCGUAUUCGUCUGUACUGUAAAGGAGCCGACACAGUCAUCUAUGAGCGGCUCUCCCCGAACACCAGACACAAAGAGACCACCCAGACUGCCUUGGAUGAGUUUGCCAAUGAGACGUUGAGGACGCUCUGCCUGUGUUACAAAGACAUCAGCGCGAGGGACUUUGAGGCUUGGUCCCGGAAACACAAAGAGGCCCAGGUGAACAUGGUGGACCGGGAUGCUGCCCUGGACAUAGUUUAUGAGGAGAUUGAGAACAACUUGAUGCUGAUUGGAGCAACCGCUAUCGAGGAUAAACUUCAGGACGGAGUUCCGGAAACCAUUGCCAAACUGGCCAUGGCUGACAUAAAGAUCUGGGUCCUGACAGGUGAUAAGAAAGAGACAGCAGAAAACAUCGGUUAUUCCUGCACCCUUCUGAGAGAUGACAUGCAGAUCCAUUAUGGAGAAGAUGUUAAUGAAAAGCUGAUGAGCCGUCAGUCCAAAAGAAGAAAUGAACCUUCAUCAGUGUUUCGAGCUGGCAAAAAGAAGCCUUCUGAACCCUACUUCCCUGGAUCUAACAAAAAUGCUCUCAUCAUCACUGGAGGAUGGCUGAACGAGAUUCUUUAUGAGAAAAAGAAGAAACGCCGCAAGCUUCGUCUUCGCCGGUUAGGAAAGAGGCAAACUCCGAGCAACCCUCAGGAUCCGAUGAACGACUGGGAAAAGGAAAUGAGACAAAUCGACUUUGUGGAUAUGGCCUGUGAGUGCGAAGCGGUAAUCUGCUGCCGCGUCACGCCGAAACAAAAGGCUAACGUUGUGAGUUUGGUGAAGAAGUACAAGAAGGCCGUGACGCUGUCCAUCGGAGAUGGAGCAAAUGAUGUCAACAUGAUCAAAACUGCUGACAUCGGUGUUGGCAUCAGCGGUCAGGAGGGGAUGCAGGCAGUCAUGUCCAGCGACUACGCCUUUGCCCAGUUCCGUUACCUGCAGCGCCUCCUGCUGGUGCACGGCCGCUGGUCCUACAUCAGGAUGUGCAAGUUUCUGCGUUUCUUCUUCUUCAAGAACUUCGCCUUCACUCUGGUCCAUUUCUGGUACUCCUUUUUCAGCGGAUACUCCUCUCAGGUCGCCUAUGAAGACUGGUUCAUCACACUCUACAAUCUGGCCUACAGCAGCUUACCAGUUCUUCUUGUUGGACUCCUCGAUCAGGACCUGAACGACCGACUCAGCCUAAAGUUUCCAAAGCUGUAUCUACCCGGCCAGCAGGGGACGCUGUUCAACUACAAGAACUUCUUCAUCAGCUUGUUCCACGGCAUCUUUGUGUCUCUCGUCAUUUUCUUCAUCCCGUACGGAGCAUUCCUGCAGACCAUGGGUCAGGAUGGAGAGGCUCCCUCCGACUACCAGUCCUUUGCUGUUGUUACUGCCUCAUCUUUGGUUUUCACUGUAAACCUGCAGAUCUCUCUGGACACGUCGUAUUGGACCUUUGUGAGCUGUUUUGCCGUUCUGGGCAGCAUAGCCAUCUACUUUGGGAUCAUGUUUGACAUCCACAGCGCUGGAAUCCAUGUUAUCUUCCCCUCGGUGUUCACAUUCACAGGUGCAGCAUCAAAUGCUCUGCGUCAGCCCUAUCUGUGGUUAACCAUCAUCCUGACGGUGGGGCUCAGUCUGCUGCCCAUCGUCUGCAUCCAGUUCCUUCAUAAAACCAUCUGGCCCUCGGUUGGAGACAAGGUCCAGAGGAACAGGAGGAAGUAUGAGAUGCAACUGGAGGAGGAGGAAAAGAAGAAAAAGACCUCAAGUUUCCAGCGAAACAGAGCUUCCCGACGCUCCGCCUAUGCCUUUUCCCACACGCCCGGCUACGCCAACCUCAUCUCGACUGGGCAGAGCAUCCGACGGCGCCAGACGGCACACGGUGGGAACGCCGGCAGGAGGCCUGCCCUCUAGAGACGGUGGCCCGAGGAAGAGCAAAGCUGCAGCUGGAGGAGCUGGAAACAUCUGGAGGAAUUUAUUUCUGUGGAUCGGUCCUUUUUAGUUUCUGAAAGAGCCUCAGAGGGGGACAGGAGGACCCGAAGUGCUGAGAAGUGACAAAUGAAUGCCUCCUGGUUGGGCUUUGCACCAUCUAGGCACAAACUGAUAACUUGAAACACUCACCGAAGAGAUGACCUCCGUUACCGGGGGUUUGAUGUCACCUGCGUGACUGACAAUGUUGUUUAACUCAGGAUUAUUUUUAAAUAAGAGCCUUAUUUUUAGUAAGAUGGCAACCACUGCGGUUGCCAUGAAGCUAGAACGUUAUUUAAUGUCGUAGUCUUUGGUAGUUUUGGCCUCGCAUCCAAUCUGCAAUAAUUAAAAUUAAAGUUCCAGUUAAGUUCUGCUAUGAUUCUACUUGUUGGGCCCAAAGGUUUUUCUUCACCAUAAAACAUCAAUGUAAGGGGGGGGGGAUUUUUCUAUGCCAGGCUGUACAAGAUGUUUCUUAGAAUGUGUCCUAAUUUAAAAAUUUGUUGUAAAUUCAGCUUUUUCUGUUUAUGUAAAAAUGUUCGAGUGUGCUAAAACACUUUCUAAUCAACUGGAGGAACUUUUUUCUCCUUUAAUGGCUUUUAAACUAUUUUUCCUGAUCAGUUUGGAUUAUUGUUCUUUACUGUUUUACAACUUUUUUUCUGUAAAGCUCUUAAAGAUGUUUUCAAUUUAAAGAAAAUGAACUCAGAUGCUUCUCUUAGACUCUUUGGUGAAAGAUUUACAGUUUAUUUUUUAUUUCUUAAAAGUUUAAUCACUACUCGUUAACUCAGUAAAAAUUAGGAUUUCCUUAUUGUGUCACUUGUUUACUUGGCUAAGAUGUUUUUCAUCGUGUUUUUCCAGGUCUGCUAUCAAAUUUAGGACUUUUAGGACAAACCUCUAAGCCAAAAACUGAUCAUUCAGGUUCUGACUGUUACUGGAUCUUCAUGUUAAUGUUCAUUAAUGAGGUGAACAGAGGUUGUUCUUAACGUGAUGUAUUUUAUCCUUUGGUUGUUAAUAAAAGCCAGCGACACAUUUA
Molecule: messenger RNA, 5203 nt
Organism: Girardinichthys multiradiatus
Lineage: Eukaryota; Metazoa; Chordata; Actinopteri; Cyprinodontiformes; Goodeidae
Gene: atp8b1
Product: ATPase phospholipid transporting 8B1
Exons: 31
Coding region: 400-4119 (1239 amino acids)
Biological process (GO): Golgi organization; phospholipid translocation
Cellular component (GO): plasma membrane
Molecular function (GO): magnesium ion binding; ATPase-coupled intramembrane lipid carrier activity; ATP hydrolysis activity
Source: RefSeq, a predicted model, not a curated record